This is a messenger RNA of Lynx canadensis (Canada lynx), 3324 nucleotides long. RefSeq names its product chromosome E2 C16orf87 homolog (gene HDIP1). Bases 1104 to 1385 code for a protein of 93 amino acids. The record is from RefSeq and is a predicted model, not a curated record. The transcript has 3 exons. NCBI's taxonomy places the organism in Eukaryota, Metazoa, Chordata, Mammalia, Carnivora, Felidae.
UAUCACUUCAUACCGAUCUAUCUCAUUCUUUAAAGAACUGCAGCGAUAUUCUGUUGCGUGCAUGUCUUAAUUUGCCCAAGCAAUUUGUUGUCGUACACCGGGACUGUUUCUGAUUUUGCUCUGACAAGCAGAGACGCAAAGUGCAAUAUCUUUGCACAAAUGGAUUUGAGUACAGGUGGAAAAUAUCUUUUCCACUAUUAGGGGUGAAUUGCUAGAUUAUGAGGCUAGGUCAAUGGCUAUGUGGCUUUAAAAUUUUGGUAUGAAGUUCUAUAUAGUCAACCGAUUUACUCUUCCUAUCAACCGCCCAGUUCUGCUGUAUUCUAAUAUUAGGCCAUGUACCACAGUAGUCUGCAUAUUUUUUGAGGGCAGGCACUUCCUAGUAUUCACAUUUGUCUGGCUGGCAGAAUUAGCUUUCCAUAUUUGAGUUAACGUUGAAUUUUGUAUCUCUUAGCGCCGAUUCUAGGCUUGACAUACAGCAGACUCAGCAGGUGUCUAUUACAAUUCCUCAAUAAUUAGAGAAGCUAACAUUCACUGAAGUGUAUUAAAUGCCGCGACUUGUGCUAAGCGCGCUUUCUCUUCCACCACUUUCACUCACGAUCUCCUUCCUCCCGGGGGGAGGGGGUGUCCAGCACCACCACCCGCCUUAUCUGUGCAUUCGUUGGCCGAUCCCGACGCCCGUUACUGCUGAGCCACGCCCAAGCCACGCCCCCACGCAUUCCGCAGGAGAAGGCGUGGUCAUUGUGGCGCUGGACCUUCGAGACCGUCUCCUCUCGUGAGAAUCUGGAUACGCUCGAAGACCGGUGCCGUGAGUGUGGGAGCGCGUCUCGCGGGCCCGCGGAGUCGACGCGAGAGGCCUGCGGCCGCUGCUGGUGCACGCCGCCGCCCCCCCUCCCCCGGCACGCAGGCUCCGUGCGAUUUCGCGCACGCGCGCGCGCACCCGCCCAACCCUUGGUCUGGCCAGCAGGGACCCGCCUGGCGGAGGCAGGGCCGAUGAGAUACUAGGGGAGGAGCCCGAGCUGCUGCCGCUGCCGCCGCCGCCGCCGCCGCCGCCGCCGCCGCCGUCGCCGCCGCUGCUGCCACUGCCUCCGCACCCGGAGAGGAGCAUGUCUGCAACUCGAGCCAAGAAAGUGAAGAUGGCCACCAAAUCGUGCCCUGAGUGCGACCAACAGGUUCCUGUUGCAUGUAAAUCGUGUCCCUGUGGUUACAUAUUUAUUAGCAGAAAACUUUUAAAUGCAAAACACCCAGAAAAAUCACCACCUUCUACAGAGAAACAGGAAAAGGAAAUUGACAUCUAUGCUAACCUCUCUGAUGAAAAGGCUUUCGUGUUUUCAGUCGCCUUGGCAGAAAUAAAUAGAAAAAUUAUCAAUCAAAGACUUAUUCUCUGAUAUUUGUCUGCACAAUGUGUUGAAACUUUCUUCAGGAUUACAUCAGCAAAUUCUCCAACAGUUGUGGACUCUCAGGAGCAUUCUGACUGCAUCAAUAAGGGCCAUUGAUUGUUUUUUUUUCCCCUUGUCAUUUAGCCUGUGCCACACUUUGGGAGCAAAGCUGUAGGCUUGGACUGUUCUGGGGUUUCCUUGUUUACCAAGGAGUAUUGUCAGUGUUUUGUGUUUGGGAUAUAAGUAAGUAUAUUUACCAAAAACAAAAACAAACAAAAACAAUGGAUGGCUGUUAAAAGGGUAAAGGGGUAGGGGGUGGGAGUGGAAGAAUGAAAACUAGGGAAAUAAAACGCUUGUUAGUUUUCAGGUUUGCCACCAGAGAUGCAAUAUUUUAAGUACUUGGAAAAAGAGUGACUUUUAAAAAUAUAUAUUUCAGAUUUUCAGCACUAACAGAUUGCAUAUAUACAGUUCAUUUACUUUUAAUAAAUUGGCAAUUGAUAUUUUAUUGAAUGGGGAAUUAAGAAUAUAAACUGUAAAUUUUGUCUUGAUUUUUUUCUUGGCCUUUAUUUUUAUGACUUAAGGUAUGAGUUAUAUUUUGGGAGAUACUUUCUAGACAUUUGGGAAGUUUGGGUGCUAUAUGAAGAAAAACAUUUAAGGAUAUAUCAUACUUCAGAUAUAAACAUCUUGUUUUCUUGAAUGUAAUUUAUUUAUUGGUUUAAAAAAAACCUUUUCUGCUCUCAAGAUGGUGCCUGUUAACCUAAACAUAAGAUAUAUUUAUUACAUACAAAAUAUUUCUUAGCCACUUUUAAGCAGUAAUGUUUUAUCUGAAUGGAUGUUCAUUUAUACAUCCUGAUAAUUAUUUAAAUUGUUACUUAACCUCACUCUGGAAAAAAAAUAAACCUUAAUAUUGAAACUAAUAGAUUAAUAGUGUGGUAUAAGUUUGUGCUCUAUGAAGUUGUGAACUAUAUUUAAAUUCUUAGUUUUUCUAGUCAUAAAUGAUAACUGUUUAUAGCUGAUUUAUUUUAUACUAGAUGCUUUUGCAUUUUUGCAUAUCAAUUUAACAUUCAAAUUUGACCAUAACUUCCCUUAUUUCAGGUACCUCCCUCUCCCACCCCAGUGGCCAAAUCUGUUUGGAAGUCCAGAAGCCCUAUUAGUGAAGGUAGUCAUCAGCCAGAUUUAACUUUAAGAGAAUUUCCCUUUCAGUUUCAAUAGUAGCAUUGGCAGCUUCAUCCUGCAUCUCCCAUCACCUCCCAAAAGAAAAAAAGAUUCACAUUUUUUCCUAUUUCAUUUAAAUGGUAGCCAGCAGAGGGAGCUUAAGAGGUACUCUAGGUAGGAUGCAGAAUUAUUCUAAGAAUUUUCUAAGAAUUCCUUUACCCUCAAUCCCCCUAUUUACCUGCAGGUACUACUACAAUUAUCUUGUAUGCAUUUUAAAGCUCUAGUAAUAAAGUUUAUUCCCAAGCAUGCUAAUGUGAUUUUAUCUUUGAAAUAUAAGAAAACUAUUUUUAAUUUGACAAAAAAAAUAAUAUCUAAAAUGCUUGUGAGUAUAUAUAUGUCCUCAGAAAAAGGGAGAAAAGCUUAUGGAGUAGGCAUCUCUUUAAAGAAUUAUUGAUGUCAGAAUCUAUCCAUUUAAAGCUGGAGACCUUAGAGGAAAGUCAUGUUAAAAUAGUCAUGUAUACAAUAAGGGUGGAGACUGGUGACUAGGCUGGAGCUUGCCAUGUAAAGAGAUAAUUUAUUUCAGAUGCUCAUAAGGUUAAAUCAUUGUCUUAUUUAAAAAGUUCUUUGGCAGAGGGACAAAUUAAGCUUCUCCUAUUUGUGAUGUAACCUAUUUAAAAAAUUUCUCUAAAAAUUGUAUUCUCUGAUAUGUUUAUAAUCUAUCUCAUUAUAAAGCUGAAUUUGUCUAAAAAUGUUGUAAUGGCCUCAGAAUAUAUUACUUGUUAUUGGUGUUUAA